Ricinus communis (castor bean) is the source of this 3257-nucleotide messenger RNA. RefSeq names its product inactive leucine-rich repeat receptor-like protein kinase CORYNE. The record is from RefSeq and is a predicted model, not a curated record. Gene Ontology annotation, biological process: protein phosphorylation. NCBI's taxonomy places the organism in Eukaryota, Viridiplantae, Streptophyta, Magnoliopsida, Malpighiales, Euphorbiaceae. Gene Ontology annotation, molecular function: ATP binding; protein kinase activity. The coding region runs from base 1762 to 2961 and encodes 399 amino acids. The transcript is spliced from 2 exons.
UAUUAUUAAGUUGAUGUAUCUCUUUAUUGGGUCUGCAAUGUUUUUAGUUGUCGGACUUCUUGGAAACCCCUAAAUAGACGUGCAUGUGUUAAAAUGAGAAAAAGCAGGCUAGUGGUAUUCAUUUUUUCUUUACUAAAAAAUCCAUGGUUUCCCGGUAGAGCCCCAUUUAUUUUAUUACUGAUGUCUAGAUUAUACAACAGAACCUCGACUUAAACUUGCAAGCAUUAAGUUAUUACCAUAUCUCUGAAAUGUCCUGUACUGUUGCAUCAAUCUUCCAAAUGAAACAGCUACUAAUAAUAUUCAAGUCUAAAUAUGCCUCAAAAAAUUCCAACAACUAGCACAAUCCUGUAAAUGCAUUCGUCUAAUUGCCGGGUUGAUGGAUUCGUGGAUGCCACCUACCAAAAUGGUGAAAACUAAAAACUAAAGCAAAAGAAUAGAUUGUAAAAUUUUAAGGCAGGAAUUAUUAAUAUUAUUUAUUUAAAAAAAAAAAAGCAAAGGAUGGAGUGGAAAUGAAAAGCAAUUAUUCUGGUAUCGAAAAGGUAAAAACUUUACUAAUCCCACGAUAAGACAGCACAUUUUGGAUAAUAAUCAAUUAUCAAUGGCAUUAAAUAUUAAAAGAAAAAAUAAAUUGAAAAAGCCAAAGCUCAGCACAAAUUCCUGUGCUGUGUUAACCGAACCAUAACAACGGUCCAGAUCUCACCAACAGACAAACCCACGGCCAAGAUGAAGUCAUGUAGAGGAUCCUCCUUUGUCGCACAGGGUUCGAUGGAUCGCUUUCGGUCUCGUGAUAGGGACAUGAGGCGGCAACAGAGACCCUUCUGCCAACGUGGCAUUGGAACCCACCUCUCUGCUCCUCCUCUGAAAGGCGGGAACCCAGUUUUGUCCUCAGAAGGAGAAAGAAUGGUCCUUUUUAACUCUCAUCCACACUCAACACUGUUUCCUUUUUCAAUAUAAUAGAUUUUUAAAAUUUUAAUACACAAUCUUCGCUGCUCUACUGCAUGUAUAAUGUAUAUGUGUAAGUGUAUAAGAGAACGGAGAGAGAGAGAGAGAGAGAGAGAGAGAGAGAGAGAGACUGAAAGAGGCUCCGUCUGGCUAAGUAGCAAAUAGGUGUGACUCUGAGUCUCUUCUUUCUUUCUUUACCUACUAUAUUAGAAUUUGCCUUCUCUUCUCAAACAAUAAUUUGGGUUUUUGUAGUUACUGUGAUUUUCUCUAAGGAAAAAGAAAGACAGCAACUCUUUUCUCUCUGCGUUUAAGCUGCUAAGAAGAAGGAUUGGUCUUUUUCGGUCUUCUCUCUUAUUUGGUUCUUCCCACAUUCUUUGCAUAAAUGUGGCUUUGAGAGUUGGGUUAUCUAUUUUCUUUUCUUUUUCUUCUUUUCUUUUUUGGUAUUAAUUAUGGGAAUAAAAAAGAUUGUUUGAUACCUUUGGUGUUAGAUUCAUGUAGAAAAGCCACGACUUUGAAGUCCUAGAAAUGGGAAUCGGACACCAUAUGAUUCCUUAGCUGUCUUUCUUGUGAAGAUUUUGAGUUUCAAAUUCGAUUUUUAUCUCAUUAUAUUCCUCAUGAAAUCAUAUUCUUCAUUUUCAGUCUGAUUGCCUUUCGGAUAUUAAAAACUGAACUUUUUGUCUAAAAUCUUGCUAUUGAACUGCAAAGUUUCGCUUUCUGCUCGAGUUUGUAACCUGAAGAUGUGGGUUCUCAGGGCUCUUUGGUUUUGAGCUUCUGCUUUCAUUUAUAGGAUUUUGGUGCUUGUGGACCUUACAGAGUCUUAUGGAGAAAAGAAGAUACAGUCCUCAACUUACUUGCAAAGUCACAGCUCUGCUUUUGCUGUUGAGUUUUUGCUUUCACCCAUCAAUAGUACAAUGCUUAGAAAGUAGAACUAGAAUGACAAGGCAUCUCUCUACUCAACCUCCAUCGCCUUCUAGGCCAUCCCAGUUCAACACUGGACUCAAGAGAAUCCUUAUCAGCGUCAUUUUAGGAGUCUUAACUGGAUUAUCAGGGGCCAUUCUUUGUGCCUAUUUAGUCCGUUGCUUAGUCCGCUACAUGAACAGAACUCCAAUCCUCAAAGGCCCUGUUAUAUUUUCCCCAAAAAUUGCUUCCAAAACUCUUCAAUCAGCUCUUGCAAGUGAAAACCAGUUGCUGGGUUCAAGCUCAAACGGGAAUUACUACAGAACUGUUCUAGACAAUGGGCUCACAAUUGCUGUCAAGAGGCUCGAACCAUUUGAGAGUGGCUCACCAGAGAGGCAGAACAAAUCUGUCAAGCGAAGGAUACAGCAGGAGCUGGAAAGACUAGCAAGCUUGAGACAUAGGAAUUUGAUGAGUUUAAGGGCUUAUGUUAGAGAAUCUGAUAGAUUCUCUCUGGUCUAUGAUUAUGUGCCAAGUGGGAGUCUUGAAGAUGCAAUGAGCAGAGUGAGGGAAAAUCAUUUGCAACUCAGUUGGGAAGUUCGACUUCGGAUUGCUGUUGGGAUUGUUAAGGGGCUUAGGUAUCUUCACUUUGACUGUGUCCCUCAAAUUUUGCAUUACAAUUUAAAGCCUACAAAUGUAAUGUUGGAUGCUGAGUUUGAACCAAGGUUGGCAGAUUGUGGAUUGGCUAAGCUCAUGCCUAAUUUGGACAGAGCUACUUGUGGCUACAGUGCUCCAGAGUGCUUCCAGAAUUGCAGGUAUACAGAUAAGAGUGACAUCUUUAGCUUUGGGAUGAUUUUGGGCGUUCUGUUGACUGGAAGAGACCCGACUGACCCAUUUUUUGGAGAAGCAGCCAGUGGAGGUAGUUUAGGUCGUUGGCUUCGGCAUUUGCAACAAGCAGGGGAGGCAAAGGAAGCACUUGAUAAGAGUAUUCUUGGGGAAGAAGGCGAGGAAGAUGAGAUGCUCAUGGCAGUAAGGAUUUCUGUUGUCUGCCUAUCAGAUUUGCCUGCGGAUAGACCUUCAAGUGAUGAGCUUGUUCUCAUGUUAUCCCAGCUGCACAGUUUUUAACGUAAAUGUAACUAAUGGAAUUUUUCUGCUUUGAGGGCUUUGGUUCGCAUUUUUUGUGGAGUCUUUUUAACUCGUUCGCAAGCUGUGGAGAGGCCGAGGCAUGGUGCUUGUAGUUGUGGCCUUCUUAGUUUUCUUGAAUAUUCUUUUUUUAUUUUUUAUGUUUUUCUUUUACGAUGUCGUAUACAUGACUUAUCAGUAAUGCUGUAACUCAAAAGUCUGAUAUAGUCAAGGGAAUUAUUACUAACGCCAAAGAAGAAACUGUUUUACCAAUGACUAUGGAGGACGCAUCUCUAUUA